This is a messenger RNA of Aplosporella prunicola CBS 121167, 894 nucleotides long. RefSeq lists its product as uncharacterized. Lineage: Eukaryota; Fungi; Ascomycota; Dothideomycetes; Botryosphaeriales; Aplosporellaceae. The coding region runs from base 1 to 894 and encodes 297 amino acids. The record is from RefSeq and is a predicted model, not a curated record. The transcript has a single exon.
AUGACAGACAACGCAAACUCCACAGUCCGUCAGGACGAUGAGAAUGCAGAUGUUGCUCUUGAGAACGCUCCAAGCGUUGCUCCGAACAUGCCGGCCGCUCCUCCACAGCAGCAGCAUGGCAUGCAACUCCGCACUCCGCUAGAGCGGCAGCAGAGAAUGGUGCUUCAAGCCGUUAUCGAUCCGAACAGGGAGCCGGCCGUCAUCUCUAGGAGGCUGGCCUUAGGUCCAGUUGGCGCUUUUGUGCCAUUCAACAAGAACGACGAGGCUACAGAGAAUCUGCUCCGGAAGGACAUCACCAGGGGGUACCGUCACUACAGCCAGUUCGAGACUGAAUACCGCUACCUUGGCGUAAGGUACCACCGUUUGCGCAUAGAAAUCCGUGAGAUGGAGGUCUUUGAUAUCCGUUACAGGGAGCAAAUGCAUCAGUGGUUCAGACCCGCGAACGCUGACGCCCUCGCCGGCCGGUCUCUGUUGACUACCGAGCCGCUCCAUCUGUUAGCCAGCGUCAGGAAUGCGACUGAUCAGUGCGAUUACAGGCGUGCUUGGUUCCUGAGGAACCGGGCCUAUUGCAGCCUGUUCGAGAUAGCAAAGUUUUUGCGUUACAUCCAUACUGUUCUCACGCUGAUGAGAACCCGAUGGCAGCCUCGCAUGUUUGCGACAGGCCGUCUUCAACAAGAAAUCUCCCCUGAGGAGGAGGAGGAUUUUCUCGACAGAUUUUUUGCUUGGUUGUCAACGUUGACGGAGGCGCGUAAGCAGAUGGACCUCGGACGCACACUAGAUGCUAUCAUGCUCGACUUUUUGGAGGGAUAUCCUCUCCGUGUGCGUGAUGCUCCUGCGGAUGUUGAUGAUGCGGACAACGACGCAAAUGAUGAGAUUGACGAAGAAGUGGAAUGA